AUGUCCGCAGAUCCCCUCCAAGAAUAUGGCUUCACCCCCGUGCCGUCCUCGGCGGAGAAGCUGAUCGAGCAAGCCGUGCGGCAUCGCGGCAGUCCCCCGGCGGCCCUCGUGUCGGCGACGCCCAUUCCCGACACUCCUCUGGCGCGGCGCAUCCAGACCUACGCCCGAACGCAUUUGCCGCAGCCCACCUUUCAUCACAGCAUGCGCGUCUAUCACCUCGGUCUGGCCAUCAAGUCGCAUUUCUUCCCCGAAUGGCGGUUCUCCGACGAGACCUACUUCCUCGCCUGCAUGCUGCACGAUAUCGGCACGAGUGCGGAGAGCCUUGGUGCCACGCAUCUCAGCUUCGAAUUCUACGGCGGCUUCCUGGCCCUGGACGUGUUGCAGCGGUCGGAUGACGGGUCCGAGACAUCGGCCGUCAGCCCCAAAGCUCAGGCCGAGAGUGUCGCGGAGGCAAUCAUUCGCCAUCAGGAUCUUUGCCAGGUCGGUUCAAUCACGGCCGUCGGACAGUUGAUUCAACUGGCCACCAUCUUUGACAACACCGGCAUGCAUUCGCAGCUGGUACAUGCGGACACGGUGCGCGACGUCAACCAGCAGUUCCCCCGGUUGCGCUGGAGCGGCUGCUUUGCCGACACGGUGCGCCAGGAGAUGCAAUUGAAGCCCUGGGCCCAUACGACCACUCUGGGCGAAGACGACUUUCCGGCCAAGAUCUUGGGCAACCCUUUAGCUGCUGAGUUUGAGUAG
Molecule: messenger RNA, 741 nt
Organism: Aspergillus melleus
Lineage: Eukaryota; Fungi; Ascomycota; Eurotiomycetes; Eurotiales; Aspergillaceae
Product: putative urea hydro-lyase/cyanamide hydratase
Exons: 2
Coding region: 1-741 (246 amino acids)
Source: RefSeq, a predicted model, not a curated record